Molecule: messenger RNA, 2400 nt
Organism: Neocloeon triangulifer
Lineage: Eukaryota; Metazoa; Arthropoda; Insecta; Ephemeroptera; Baetidae
Gene: Cog7
Product: conserved oligomeric Golgi complex subunit 7
Exons: 14
Coding region: 143-2296 (717 amino acids)
Biological process (GO): retrograde vesicle-mediated transport, Golgi to endoplasmic reticulum; intracellular protein transport; Golgi organization
Cellular component (GO): COG complex
Source: RefSeq, a predicted model, not a curated record
UAUCCCCAUUCGCGGCCGGCGUGGCGUGUUCGCGAUCCAGCUGUUGACGUCGCCAGCAGCGCACCACACAGCAAAACAUUGCACGCCGACGCCCUGAAUUUCGCCUCUUUUCGCCCAAUUCCUGCCGAAGCGCGGCCCUGCAAUGGACGUUUCUGCCUUCGGAGACGAAAACUUUGAUCCGGCCGAAUGGAUCAACAAGAUGUACAAUUCGGCGCCAGCUGACUCGAACGAAAAUAAGGAGGAGUUUCUUAUGGCCCUGCUAAAAAAGCUGCAAGUCUACACCCACCAAGUUAGCAAUGCCCUCGAAGAGUCGAGUCAAAAAGUUCUGCAAAAUUUUCCUCGUGUCGUCAGAGAUACGGAGCUUUUAAAUCAGGAGGCUCUUCUGCUGAAAGACAAAAUGCACUCCGUGAAAGAAGAAUUAGCAAAGGCUGAACAAGAUACAGGGCAUUCCAUGGCAGCUCUGGAAAAAAUCAACCGAUUGAAAACUGACCUCCAGGCUGCCAAACAGGCCUUGCAUGAGGCUGACAAUUGGACAAUACUAGUAACCCAAUUCGAAGAGAGCUUUGAGAAGUCAAAUCUUGACGCAAUGGCUGCAAAGCUGGUCAGUAUGCAGCAAAGUCUGCGAAUUUUGGCCAAUGCGCCAGACGUUGAGGCAAAGCAGUUGCAAUUGGAAGGUUUGAAAAACAGGCUAGAAGCUAAAGCAAGUCCUGCUUUGGUUCAAGCAUUUACAGCAGGAUCGUUUGAUGAAGCAAAGAGACUAGUUAAUGUUUUUGAAUCGAUCGAAAGGCUACCGCAGCUGCUGAAAUAUCAUCAUAAGUGUCAGGAAAAGAAUCUGUACCAAAAACUGAAAGACUUGGCCGAAAUGGAGCAGGAUGAGUUGGCAGACGAGUGCUUGAGAAGAAUUUAUGACGCAAUUCUUGUCGCUUGGAAUGAUCAAGCAAAGUGGUGUUCAAACAUCUUUCCGGAUACGCCUAGCUUGAAUAUUUUGCUACCACUCUUUGCCGAUCUCUUAGUGGCCUUAGAACCAUCGAUCAGCUCUUGUGUUGGAUCAGCUUUGAGCCACGAGGACUGCCUAGGAUCCUUACUGGAUCUCAGACUUGUGACAAAAAAUUUUGGGAACAAGCUAAACGAGUCAGUUCACAACUUGAUACAAGAUCGUAGUCCAGAUCCGGACAUGAUUUUGGCUUUGGCGCAAGCAACAAAUGCGCCAUGGGUUAUUGCCGUCCAACGUUACGGGGAACUUGAAAAGCCUCGCCUUUUGUCAACCCUCUCCCAGCCGGAAGCUUUGGCAGACAGAGUUCAAAUAUUCAACCAAACGAAAGUCUUGGACCUCUUGUCACCUGCGGUCACUCGAUGCAUGAAGCUCACAGAGGGAUGUGGAGCUGCUGGGCUUUUGGAAGCUAUCGAGGUUUUUGUGGAAAAAUACAUAUCGUUGCAAAGUCAAGUCCUGCAAGAUCUGCUAAAAGAAAAGAGCGACAGAGAGGAUUGGACGUUGUUUCAAAUGUGUCUGAAUAUGCUUCAGUCAAGUGGUGAACUCAUGGUGCAGCUUGAAGAGCUAGACAACCUUUUGAGCCAUAACUUGCGACAGUUUUUGAAACACGUCUCCGCAUCCACCACUAGUCCCUUUGAACAGCACGACGAAUUACUUCUCACUCCCGACGGUCGCUCAAAUUUUCACCUGCUGAUGACUAUGGCCAGCCAAGGGGAUCCAUUAAUGGAGCCAUCACUGAGGAAGGGUACUAAUUUGUGCUCGGAAGCGCACAAAACUGCCGUGGAAGUUAUUUUUUCUCCAGUCACCACUCACUUUGAAGCCGUCUUGGCCGCAAAGACCUGGAAACUAUCCGGCGUCUCUGCUGACCUGCCAGAUUUUAGUUUCUCUCCUCAAGAAUAUAUCACACAGAUUGGUCAGUAUUUGAUGAUUCUGCCGCAACACUUGGAGCCAUUCCUGGACAGCCAGUCUUUGAAAAUCGGCCUGAUCAAGGCAGGUCUUGAUAUCCAAGGCAGUGCGGCCGAAUUGCUACUAAAUUCUGUAGCAAAAACAAUUAGCCAAGCCUACUGUGAAAAAAUUCUUACAUUGGAAGAAAUUGGUCCUGCUGCAACCAAACAACUUGCAACAGAUAUCAACUAUUUGGGCAACGUUUUGGAAGAUCUUGGAAUGUCUCUUUCGGAGCCACUGCAACAAGUUUGUCUAUUGCUGAAGUUGCCACCUCAAGACUAUCAGACGGGAAGUUCCGGGUGUUCACCAAGACUAGUGGCUGCCAUUCGGCAAGUGAGGACAUUAACAUCUUCUAACUGAAGUGUGAGUUCCGAGAGGUAAACACUAUAAUUAUUAGACUUGUUUUAUUGUGAUUUGAGACUCUUUGCUAUUUAAGUUAAUACAAAAGUUUAUUAUUAUAUCAG